AUUUCACACAGCCGCAUUAUUUAUUUUAAAGCUUGCACUGGUAAACUUACUUACGAUAUAAACACGUCUAGUGCUGUCAAUGAAAUAAAAGUAUCAUAACUAUAUACUUUUAAAUUAAAAGGCCCUUAAUAUCUGCAAGAUAUAUCUGCGAGAAAUAUGUCAAGAAUCUUUUUAAAGAAGCCCUUGUUAGUUCAAAAUUUCGGGUUUAUAUCGUCCUUACAAAAUGCACCAUUGUCGACAAAAAAAUAUACAGUGUGUGCUAGAAGAAAAGAAUUGAACAAGGUUCAAACCAGGGGAUUGGCUACAGGAAUAAUAAAAUCACCUCUAGGACCUUGUCCAAAAAUACCUAACGAAAAUUUAGUGGAAUAUAUUUACAAAAAUGUUGACGAAUUCAUUGAAGAACCGGCAGCGACUUGUGCUGUUUCUGGCAGAUCUUAUACACAUGGGAUGCUGCGUAUGUUAGUAAAUAAAUGUUCGCAAGCUUUACUGGGACACUGUGGGCUAAAACCAAGAGACGUUAUUGGAUUACUUCUUCCAAACAUUCCAGAAUUUUUAAUUAUUUGCCAUGGGGCAAUGGAAGCUGGCCUUACUGUUACUUUUGUCAAUCCUUUAUAUACACCAGAUGAAAUAAGAAGACAAUUUGAAAAUGCUGGUGUUAAAAUGAUUGUGACGGUGCCAAUUCUUUUGGAAGUCGCCACUACAAUAGGACCUUUAUUGCCGAAAUACAACUCGACCAUAUGCAUAGGAGGUGAAGACGAUCCAGCCAAUAACGUCCAUGGACUUAUGAGUCUAUUAACAGCAGGAUACGAAAGCGAGUUGCCCGGUAUAAGUCCAAGAGAAUUGGCACUUUUACCUUACUCCAGUGGCACCACUGGACUUCCAAAGGGUGUGAUGCUUUCACAUCACAAUUUGGUUUCUAACUUGGUGCAAGGAGAUCAUCCAGCUUUAAUGGACAAACUUACAAAAGAUGGAAAACGACAAACAAUUUUUACAGUGCUGCCAUUCUUUCAUAUUUUUGGCUUUAACGGUAUCAUGAACUUGAGUUUAAGAGAUGGCCAACAUCUUAUAACAAUUCCCAGGUUUACACCGGAGGAUUACAUUAAAACUUUGAUCGAGUACCGCCCUUCCUUUUUGUUUGUAGUUCCCUCUUUACUUUUGUUUUUGGCAACGCACCCGGCUGUAACAAAAAAACAUUUGGCUUCCAUUGAGGGUGUUCAAUCUGGAGCAGCACCAUUAACGGAGGGUUUGCUUCAAAAGUUCAGAGAAAAGAUUGGUAGAACUGAUAUUAUUAUUAGACAAGGUUAUGGUAUGACAGAAAGCUCCCCAGUUACAUUUUGUAUGCCAAAAUUAACUCCUCCUUCUAAAAUUGGUACAAUCGGCAUUCCAUAUCCCGGAACUGAAUCAAAAAUUAUAAGUUUAACGUCAGGGGAAGUUCAGGGUACCCACAAAUCAGGCGAACUUCUUGUUAGAGGACCACAGAUAAUGAUGGGUUACUUAAACAAUGAAGAGGCAACUGCUGAAACAAUUGAUGAAGACGGGUGGUUGCAUACAGGAGACGUGGCAUACUAUGACGAAGAUGCAUAUUUUUACAUUGUAGAUAGAUGCAAGGAACUUAUUAAAGUUAAAGGAAAUCAGGUUUCACCUACUGAAUUAGAAAAUUUAAUACUAGGACUGGACGGCAUUGCUGAUGCGGCGGUAGUAGGUAUUCCAGACACUUUAGCCGGAGAAGUUCCAAGAGCUUUUAUUGUGAAAAGAAAAGAUUCUGACAUCACUGAAGAGGACAUAACUAAAUAUGUUAAUUUAAAAGUAACACAUUACAAAAGAUUAGCAGGAGGCGUAAAGUUUGUUGAAAGUAUCCCAAGAAAUCCCAGUGGAAAAAUUUUAAGAAACGAACUUAAAAUUCAGAACUGUUAAAUACUUACCUGGCAUUUUUUCACUUUUAUGCAUUUUAAACUUAAUUUAGGAAUUAAAACAAAACAGUUUAGUUAAAAUUAUUUUACUUGUACUUUAAAUUAUUCCAAAUCUCAAAAUAAAUAAUUUUUUUGUUAAAAAGCAAGACUGUUAAUAAGAUAUUUUUUUGACAAUUGCAAAAUAUUUCUUGCAUUUUUAUUUAAGUCUUAAAUGCCUU
Brassicogethes aeneus is the source of this 2128-nucleotide messenger RNA. Lineage: Eukaryota; Metazoa; Arthropoda; Insecta; Coleoptera; Nitidulidae. The record is from the annotation of a GenBank genome assembly.